Pararge aegeria (speckled wood butterfly) is the source of this 555-nucleotide messenger RNA. RefSeq lists its product as uncharacterized. Lineage: Eukaryota; Metazoa; Arthropoda; Insecta; Lepidoptera; Nymphalidae. Bases 1 to 555 code for a protein of 184 amino acids. The record is from RefSeq and is a predicted model, not a curated record. The transcript is spliced from 4 exons.
AUGUGGACUUUGACUGAAUUAAUUUUGAUAACACUCUCGGGUUUGGCAAAUUCACAGCUAGAUUACACUGUAAACUUCGAUUCCCCGAUAUACGUGUGCCCUGAUGAAGAUAGCCAGGGGUACGUGGACGCUUCCCAGGUGCAGGUGAAGAGGCACAAUGAGACCGCUACUAUAAUGACUGGAGUCAUCAAGUUCCUGAAGGGAUUCGAAAAAGACACUAUGAUAGAGUUUAUAGCAGAGAAAGACACCGGCGGUUCCUAUGAGAUGGUGGUUUCUCACGAGAUAUGUGACGUUUGCGGGGAGUUGCAGAACCCCGAGAGCGCUUAUGCUGGGUACUUGCCUUAUUUCGGAUUUCCCGAUCUCUGUCCGUUUGAGCCCAAUAACUAUAUCAUCAAAGAUCUGGUGGCCGACUCCCAAGACGUGCCGCUCAACAGCGCGAUGGCUGGACGGUACCAGGUCACCUUGAAUAUGUACAAGAACACGGACGGACAGUGUUUAGAUGAUAAGAUAUUUAUUGCGUGUCUGAAAUUAGAUUUUCUUGUUGAAGCUAUAUAG